CCCCCCGGGCAACCGUGCAGCAGGAGUCGCAAUGCCGCCCGGCUGCCGCUUCUUUCGUCCUCGCGGGCUCCUCGCCUCCUCGUCGUCGUCUCUCUCAUCCUUCGCCACCUCCAGGCGCUUCGCCCCCUUCACCUCGUUCUCCUCGUCCACGCCCCCCGGUCGCUCGCUCACGGCUGUAGCCGCAACGAGGAGGCGCCCGGGCCUAGGCCUAGACGUCUUCCGCGGGCCCCCCGCCCUCGCCUGGAUUACCAGUCGGGGACCCCGCGGUGGCGGCGGCGGCGGUGGUGGCGAUGUCGCCGCCCCGUCACGUGGAUUUCGCACGGCCGAGCUGCGGUUAAGCUACGACCUGAGGCAGGUGGACCUGACCUCGACGGAGAGCCGCAAGUUCCACUUUGACACGCACGCCAUGGUGUGUCUCUUGGAGAGCAAUGGGUUCACCACGGGGCAGGCGGAGGUGUUGGUCGCUGCCCUCGUCAAGAUCCUCAGCGCCAACAUGGAGGCCGUGUACCGUGAAAUGGUCACCAAAUCCCAGCAGGAGAUCAUGCUACAGCAGGUGAUGGCACAUCUGGCCGCUGUCAAGAAGGACAUGAUCAUUCUGGAGAAGAGUGAAUUCUCGGCGCUGCGAAACGACAACGAGAAGAUGAAAAUAGAGCUGAUUCAUCUGAAGAAACAUUUUGAGGAUGAAUUCCUCAAAGUGAAAUCGGAUGCCAAGCUCGACAUGAACCUGGAGAAAAGCCGCGUGAAGGAAAUGUUUUCUGACCAGGAAAAGAAACUCCUGGAGAUGAGGACGGAAAUUGUGGAACUGCAUGCGGAGGAGAACCGAGCGCUCACCAACACCAACAACCGCAUUGACACGGAGAUCGCCGGCCUCAAGACCAUACUGGAGUCCAACAAGCUGGACACCAUCAAGUACCUCGCAGCAUCUGUGUUUACGUGUCUGACCAUCGCCCUCGGAUUCUACCGACUCUGGUCCUGAUUCGCCCGAGCCGCUCGGGGCGAGGAGGAGAAGUCCCUGGGGGCGGGUGAGCGAGUGAGUUGUUGACUCUGGAAGAAACGGGUUUUGGAACCUUGGAAGAAUUGCAGCUCCUUGGACGUGCGUGACCCGAGCAGAUUUCCAGUUUGCAGUGCAUGUGCCGUUUGCUUGAUAUCCGUCGCUUUAGCACACCGCUUAGAGCAGCAGGUGGAAUAUCGGGGCCAAGUUUGUUGUCUUCGGAGUCCUUAGAGACGGUUCUCAAGCACGGUGACGUGUGCUCGGACUGGGCCUGGAGUUGUGUAAGAGAAGUCUGCCUUCUCUCGGUACAUUUCCGUGAGUUUCGCCCGAGCCUCUGCUGCCCCAGCGGCGUUGUUAAGCAAUGGGUGUCAUUUUCUACGUGUUUACUCAAAAGAUGAGCGUCUGUACAUGUAUAGCCCCUUUUGUCAAGACACUGUUGGGUGAUAAUCUCCCCCACGCCAUGCCGGUUGCGGGGGUUAUUUUACCAUGCUUCACCACGCUGGUCAGUGCAGGUUGGUGAAAAUAAGUCCUCAUUAAUUUCAACAUAUUUUGAUGGAGAGACGAGAGGAGUGUGAGAGUGUGUGUAGCCUCAAAUCAACUGUAAAUCAGGGCAUUAUAAACUUCUGCUGCCACGUUGUCUAAUCCAGACCUAAGCUUCAUGCUGCCACAGGUAAUUCAUUUUAUUUUAACGCAUUGAGUACCAGUCGCAUAUUGACUCGGGGACCAUUUUAAAGGAUAGUAGCCGGGAUUUCUCGACAUUUUUUGCAUUAGCUAUACCAAGACAGCGACCUGCCAUUGUUAAAAGGCCCUAUACUGGCAUGUGAAUUGCACUCAAUUGUUUCUGCAGUUUAAAUGUAUUCUGAUCAUUUGUCAAUGGGGAGGGUGAGGAGGGAUGAGGAGGUGUGGUGAUGAGGACAUGAGGUGGUGCGCGGAUGUUGGUGCCAUCUUGCCGUUGUGGUGAUGGUCGCCGUGAUAUGGCGAUAUUACGAUAUCGUAAAUGAUAUAAGGUCCAGAAUUAUCGCAAUGUAAUUUUUGCUAAAUAUGAUUAAAUCGUGAUUAUUGUUGCUUAUAUUUCAAAUUUUUUUUAUUUCCUGACAAAAUAUGAAAUAACAGUUCAAAGUUCACUAAUUCUAGAUAUAUAGCUAUUAUCCAUUAAAUUAGUGGUUAGUUCAAUUUUUUCCAGUUACGAUGGAAUUCAUUUUCAGACAGCAUGUGCGUUAUAGAUUUAAAAUUUGCAAUAAUUAAAAGACUUAUGGCGGGCUCAUGUUAAGUGAACCGCAGUAUAACUUUUCUUAAGUGCUCCAUAUUAUUAAUCAACAUUCAUCAAAGCAUUAAAGAUUGAAUACAAAUGCUAAAUACACCAAGUUAUGGGAAAAUUAUCUCGUGAUAAUCAUGUCGUCAGAAAAUAUAUCGCCGCAACGAUAGUGGUGAGUAGGAGGCCAAGUAUGUUAGUUAAGUCCCAAGGUCAGAAUUGCGCGAGUGAGAAUGCGUGAGCUUUAUCAAUCCUUGCAAACGAGAUGUGGGCAUCAUUACACCUUCACUUGCCUGCCGUAUCAGCUGUGACACGACAUUUCUUGCUGAAACGACAGAAAAGUCACUGUAUCAGCUUGCCUGCUGAUUCUCGAAUACCUACCACAGCAGCAAGUACAUGAGCUUUGCUGCUCAUGUGAUUUUUUGUGUUGACUUGCAAUCGGCGCUAUCGCGCUUUUAUGAUAUCAUCUUUCAUAUACAGUAUUCUCAGAAUUCUACUGCACCACAGUCAUUGAUUUGACUGAAAAUAUCUUCACAGAGGACUUGCAGUGUAAUUUGUUGGUGCCGGCUCAUCGCCGUGGCUGCCAUCCUGCUGCCUGUCUGUGGGGAGUGGUGGUGUAGUGGUUGGCGCUGCGCUAUGAACCUGGCCACCCGAGUUCGAUUCCCGCUCAUGGCCAACACCAGUGACGAUUAUUUGAACCGAUCUUGGGCCUCCCCUAGGUCGACUCAGCCUCAAAAUGAGUACCUAGCGCAGUGUGUAGUAAACAUCGCCACUUGGGAGACAAAGGCGAUCGGGCGUGGUGCCGGCCACUCACACUCCCUCAUGUGCUGUGUCGGCCUUCAUAGGUUCUCGCUAACAGCACUUCCCCAACAGUCUGUUAAGGCUAUACGGGGGAGCUUUGUCUUGUCUUUGUUGUCUGUGUUUCCUCCGCGAUUGUGAGAUUCAAUUUGUUUGAAGGACACAACAGGAAACGACAACAAUAUUACAAGAUGCGCAAGAAAGUUAGACGCACACCAAGCUUGUGGCCCGGUUGUCGAUUACAAAUGCCUACGACUUGCGUUAGCGACCCGCUGCACAAAUUGUUGUGCGCUAUAUAAAUCAGACUUAUUUCAUUAUAAAAAUCUGGUUACGCAUGUAACCCAACUGGCACUCACAAUUUUUAAUAUAAAAUACAAGGAAAAAUGUGUCUUAUCUGGAGAAUAUGGUAAAAAUGUGUAAUUUGCAUAAAAUCAUUUGGCUUAUUGGAAUGUACAUAAUCAUUUAAGCGUUACUAUUAAUGUCUGAAGAAAUGUGUAUGAGGGCUGGUGUUUUUUAUGUAAUGUGUGUGUUAGAAUUAUGAUUCCCAUCAUGCAUUACUGCCACCCUCUUGCUCUGUACGACUGCCUCUCUUUCUCUAAACUUGGACUAAGUCUGUAUUGAUGUGCGUAGUCAGCGUGACCUCUGCAUGUCUCUUAAGCCAGGCUUAAGGCAUGGAGUCGGGGGGUGGAGGGGGGAAACUGGUAGUGGUGCAGACUGUGUCUUUGGGAUCCCGUUCUAAAUCCCCUUCCAUUGAAUGCCCUUUACUUGAAGGAGGUGUGCCCCGUAUAGUGCAUAUCAAGUGUAAGCGGCGCUUAAUACACACACACCACCAUUCAUGAGCAGUGAAGCUACGUCACUUGUGGACCACCAGUGGAGUGCCGAUUUGAGCUGCGUUCUCCACUACCCUACUAAUUUCCAUAUGAAUGUAGUCGCUAAUCAGCCACACAGCUGUAACAGAAGCUGUAUAAUGGUGAACUUUUUCCUGUCGGUAUUGUCUCUUCGUUACAGUUAUAUCCAGUCGCAGUGGCGGAGCUAUCCGGUGUUGCAAGUGGUGCAACUGGGUUACGAAGAGGUGGGCGAGGUGGGAAACUAGACGGGGGAGGGGAGGGUUCAUUUCAUUCCUUGCACCAGGGCCAAUGCUAACGAGACGACGCUACUGGUCCAGUAAUUGUGAUCGCACACCCGUGGACAAUUGUAAAACCCCGACUGUGCCUUGAUUUUAAUGAUUGGCAAGAGCAUGAAACCAGACCAAAGUAUUUCCGCCGCAUACUUCCCAAUAGGACAUUUUGGCUGUUGAGGCUUAAUGUGCGAAAAGUUGAUUGUGUGUUCUGGCUAUAAAUGAAAUUGAAUUAAAUCUGGGACGAUUUCAGGGCAGUUGCCAUAAAGUGUCGGGUCGUGACAUUUACAAGGUUGCGGUAAAACGGAUGAACUGAGGAUGCUGCGACAUGAACUUUUGAGAUGAUAAAAUAAAUCGGAUUUGAUUAAUCGCACAUCUUUUUC
Molecule: messenger RNA, 4541 nt
Organism: Lethenteron reissneri (Far Eastern brook lamprey)
Lineage: Eukaryota; Metazoa; Chordata; Hyperoartia; Petromyzontiformes; Petromyzontidae
Product: mitochondrial calcium uniporter regulator 1-like
Cellular component (GO): mitochondrion
Source: RefSeq, a predicted model, not a curated record